This is a messenger RNA of Amoebophrya sp. A120, 840 nucleotides long. The record is from the annotation of a GenBank genome assembly. NCBI's taxonomy places the organism in Eukaryota, Dinophyceae, Syndiniales, Amoebophryaceae.
CCGAGUUCUCGGUCAAGAUGCAGCAAGCGACGCGGCAGCCGGGGUCGGUUCAGGACGUUGCGCGGAUCGUCGAUUUACACUUACUCCGCGAACCGGACAAGUUCUUUACGGAAAAGUUCAUUCCCGCCUUAACAGAGGGCGUUUUCACCGGGUUGCUCCGUUGCUCCACCAGCAGCUCCGGUUGCUCUCUGUCCAACAUGAUGAAAGCGGGAGUUCUCAGCACCACCACCUGCAGCCACUUGGGCGAGAUAUGACAGUGCACAACUCCCCCUCCCCAUCAUUUGUAUCGCAUGCAUGGCAAUACAACCGCCAGCGAGAAUGCAGGUUUUCGUUUUGCAUGACAAAUUUGCACAGGAUUGUAGUGCUAUUUGGGCUUCCGGAGUUUGUCAUGCAAACAGUGCCAAGAGGCACAGUCCGGAUUUGGUGUUUUGCAUGACAAAUGAGGGGGAGGGGGAGUUGUGCACUGUCAUUCGAGAAAGUACUCGAUGUGAAGCCAACCGCGACGAACGCGCUGACCGCUUCCGGAGUGGAGAUUUUCCAGUCGCUGCUCUACACGACGUAUCCUGUGCAAAAGUAUCGAACUCGCAUUGCAGUCAUGCAUUACAAAUCUUCUCCUUAAGGUAAAUCAGCAUUACAAAUUUUAUUUCUCAUGCUGAGGAAAUUUGUAAUGCAUCUAUACGAGUGCGAUACUUUUGCAAUCCAUACGAAGAGACGGGCCACGGCGAAGGAGAUUCUGGAAGCCCACAGCGGGGUGUGGAAAAACCGGAAACCGGGCGACAUGAGCAAUUUUCUCUCCAUGAACCCGGAAACCGUGCCCCGGAAGAAAUCGGAGGAUAAACC